CAUGACACUAUGUUACGUGCUAUGUUUAGUGGUCGCAUGGAAAUUGUCACAGAUUCUGAAGGAUGGAUACUAAUAGAUAGGUGUGGUAAACACUUUGGUACAAUUUUAAAUUUUCUAAGAGAUGGUUCGAUUCCAUUACCUGAAAGCACAAGAGAAAUGGCCGAGCUACUUGCUGAGGCAAAAUUUUAUUGUAUCAGUGAAUUAAUUGAAUCUUGUGAACAAGCACUUCUUAGGAAGGAGAGAGAAGCAGAACCUAUUUGUAGAGUUCCGCUGAUCACUUCUCAAAAAGAAGUGUUAGUGUUAAUUAGUAGCACUACGAAACCAGUAGUGAAGUUGCUCAUUAAUAGGCACAAUAAUAAAUAUUCAUACACAAGUACGUCAGAUGACAAUCUGUUAAAAAACAUAGAAUUAUUCGACAAAAUAUCCCUUAGAUUCAAUGGUAGAGUGCUAUUUAUUAAAGAUGUGAUUGGCUCCAGUGAAAUUUGUUGUUGGACAUUUUAUGGUCAUGGCCGUAAAGUUGCAGAAGUUUGUUGCCACUCCAUUGUAUAUACAACUGACAAAAAACACACAAAGGUUGAGUUUCCAGAGGCCAGAAUCUAUGAAGAGACAUUAAAUAUUUUGUUAUACGAGAACCGAAAUGGUCCUGACCAAGAAUUAAUGCAAGCAACUUCCUCACGUGGUGCAGUCAGUGGUGCACCACCUUGUACAUCAGAUGAAGAAGAGGGUGAGCGUUCAGGCUUGGCUCGCCUUCGCUCCAACAAACAAAACACCAACUGACCCCACCUUAUCCCACUUACCAAUCCCCAUCCGACGACUCUUAGCGUCGUUCGAGUCC
Dufourea novaeangliae is the source of this 835-nucleotide messenger RNA. Its product is annotated as BTB/POZ domain-containing adapter for CUL3-mediated RhoA degradation protein 3-like. The record is from RefSeq and is a predicted model, not a curated record. Lineage: Eukaryota; Metazoa; Arthropoda; Insecta; Hymenoptera; Halictidae. Bases 10 to 777 code for a protein of 255 amino acids. Gene Ontology annotation, biological process: protein homooligomerization. The transcript has 4 exons.